UGUAAAAGAGAUUUAUUUAAAGGAGAUCUAGGGUUUGAUGAUAGAUUUCUUUGCAGUUUUUGGGAUUUCACGGUUAGAAUCGGGGUAUAAUGAUGGAGAUACUCUUGGGGUGGAUGGAUCUGGAAGAUUACGGGAAGGAAAUAUGGAUAUCGUAAGGUGGUGUCAAUGGGAGUCGAUCUCGAAGAAGAGUUUUAAGGGAUCUGGUUGGAUUUUGGAGAUUAUGGAAAUAAAGAUGUGGGCUGCUCGAUUACGAUUGUUCAGACUUGCCCAAACUAACUUUGUUAAGAUUCGGAGUUAUCAAGGUAUGAUCUUUUUGAUUCUUCAGAGAAUUGGGUCAAAGGGGGCGGAUUGGUGGGUUUCAAGGAUCAGAUCUCUGAUUCAAUUAUACCGAAAUCAUGUACUGUCAGAUUUCAAGAAGAGGGGAAGAUCUAUAAAAGGGGAAGAGAGGCAACGUUUCACAUCAUCACAUUUCAAAAAAACAAUUCCUUAUUUCCUAUUUUCCAGUUGGUGGAGUUCGGUGCGAUUUUCAUUAAUAUGACUCAAGGACAGCUUCUUGCUACGGUUGGGAACAAAAAUGGUGGUGAAGCAGCUCGCAAGCCAUUGAGAAUCACGGUGCCUCACUUUGAUAACUCCGCGCUCAUCCAGAACUAUGACAAAACUCUGAUCGGCAAGUGCUUCAACCCAGAGGAGCAAGACGUUACGGCUUUGCUCAUUAUGUUGCCAAAAAUCUGGAAGGUGGAAGAUAGAGUUGCUGGUGCUGAUCUUGGUCUUGGAAGGUUUCAGUUCGAUUUCCACAAUGAAGAAGAUAUCGAGGAGGUCCUGAAGAUGCAGCCGUACCACUUUGAUUAUUGGAUGAUCUCUCUUGUGAGGUGGAAGCCGGUGAUGGAAAAGAGUUACCCAACGGAGAUUACGUUUUGGAUUCGUGUCUUGGGAGUGCCGCUCCAAUAUUGGGCAGAGCCGACCUUUGAGAGUAUUGGAGGAGCUAUAGGCAAUGUUGUCGAAGUGGACCUUGACUACGGGAGAGUUAAAGUGGUCGUCGAUGGAACAAAAUGUCUCUGUUUUGAGACAUCAGUUGAUUUUCGCGGUGGAGAAUUCUAUGGAGGAGGGGAAGAGCUGAUCGCUUUGAGAUACGAGAAGCUCUUUGGCUAUUGCUCUAAGUGCUUCAGCCUCUGUCAUGACGUGAAGAGGUGUUCACUGAACAAGGAAAGUCCGCAGGAGAAGAUGGAGGUGCGGGAGGCAAGAGCUGAACGGGGAGGAGAGCGAGCUGCAAGUUACAAGGGGGUAGUCAUCAACGGUCAUGAUGGUCGCCAGGAACAAAACAAGGAGGAUAGGGAUCAUCAAGGAAAGGGCAAGGGGAAAAUGUAUGAGGAAGAUGAGGCAAAAUGGGUCCGUGUGUCAGGAAGAGAGGAUAAGAAAAUGAGUGCAGAUAGAAGUCGUUUCAGGAGAGAGGAGCUAGAUUCACGCCAUCGUCGCCCCAGACAUGAGCCUACAAGGAAUUCCUUUCAGGAGGGGCGUUACCGGUCUCAAGGGUAUCGAGGUAUGCGAAGAGAACGUAGUCCCAGAGAUCACUUUCCAGAACAGGAGAGGAGUAAGGGGCGCACAUAUGAAGGUACCAUGAGGUCUACUCAAUUGUCAGGGGCGGGUGAAACACAACAGGAAGUGCAUUCGCAGAGGGACGGUGACGUGAUAUUGGCACCUGUCAACGGGCUAGGGUCUGUUCAGGUACGUAUGGGGAAUGAGGAGGUAGAAAAUGGACUUGAUGUAGUCAACGAGGGCAUGCUGGAACAGGAGAACUUGGUGAAAGCAGACAACAUGGAUACUGACGAGAAUAAUUCUUCACUGAAAGAGGGAAAGGUAACUAAUGGUGGAGAGGAUGAGUUCCAGGAUGUUACGGAUGAGGAGAUUGUUGGGAAUCAGGGUGUUACACAAGGUGAUAUUGGCGCUAACAUUAAGAUGAGUGAAGAGGGAGAGUUGGAAAAGGCUGAGAAUGUGGGCGGGGGAGAAAAGAACAAGGGAGUUAAAAAGAAGCUCUUCAGAGGAGGGCCACUUGUAGUGGGAACUUCUAAGAUGAGAAUGGUGCAUUCAUUAAUUUCACCGUGCAAACGUCUUGCGAGCAAGUCCAACCCCAAGCAAGGUGAGGGCACGAAGCAAGGUGAUGGCACGAAGCAAGGUGAUGGCAUGAAGCAAGGCGAUGACAUGAAGAAUGGAGCAGAGCAGGGUACUUCAAACCCCAAGCCUCCCAUUAACAAGAAUUGAAGAUUUAUAUGGAUUACGAAGAUGAAGAAGCGCGGGUUUGUGUGAUGGUUUUCAGUUUGUGUUUUUUUAAUUCUGUUUUUCAAGUAAGCUCACUGAGCAAUAUCUGGUGUUUAUGGUUAAGUAGUCGUUUGAGUUCUUUUUUCUGGUCUAGUGUUCUGCUCAAGUUUUUUUUAAGGAAUAAAAUUGGUGUUUUUGGUU
This is a messenger RNA of Brassica rapa (field mustard), 2454 nucleotides long. RefSeq lists its product as uncharacterized. The record is from RefSeq and is a predicted model, not a curated record. NCBI's taxonomy places the organism in Eukaryota, Viridiplantae, Streptophyta, Magnoliopsida, Brassicales, Brassicaceae.